AUGGCAACGACCGCCGCCCUCGCAGCAACAUCGUCGUCCAUUUUGCGUCGAUCCCUCUUAUACGUCCCCGCCUCCUCGCAAAAGAUGCUCACCAAGUCCUUGGCCCUGCCUACGGACAACAUCACCUACGACUUGGAGGACUCGGUGACUCCGUCCCUCAAGCAAGCCGCUCGCGAGCAGCUCAAGUCUCACCUCUGGUCUCUGGCGUCUCGCCCCCAAUCCGUCUCGGAGCUGGCCGUGCGUGUCAAUGCCGUCUCCACCCCCUUUGCUCUCGACGACUUGACUGCUCUUUCCUCGGCGCCCUUGAUCGAUGCCGUCGUGGUUCCAAAGGUUGCCUCUGCCGCAGACCUGACUUUCGUCUCCGAUGUUCUCCGCCACGCUGCCCCGGGCCGGCAUGCAGACGGCUCCGCCAAUCCCAUCAAAAUCAUCGCUCUGAUUGAAUCCGCGCGCGCUGUCAUGGACCUUGCAAGCAUCUGCCGAGCUUCUCCGUUUUUGAGCGGCCUGAUAUUUGCGGCAGAGGAUUUCGCCCUGGACUUGUCCAUUACGCGAACCCCAUCCCUCACCGAGUUUCUCUAUGCACGCUCGGCAGUCGUGACCGCUGCCAGGGCUGCCGGUUUACCUAGCGCUAUAGACCUUGUGUGUACCUCCUACCGUGGCCAGGAAGGCUCAAGCCGACUCCAGGACGAGUGCGCCAAUGGCAAGUCGAUGGGCUUCAACGGAAAGCAGUGCAUCCAUCCCAGUCAGGUCUCCACCGUCCAAGCAAUCUUCUCACCAGCGGAGCACGAGGUUGAAUGGGCAGUCAGAGUUUGCAUCGCCAACGACAAGGCUGGCUCCCUGGGCAGAGGCGCUUGGACAUUGGAUGGCAAAAUGGUCGAUGCCCCUGUCGUGGGGAAAGCGCAGGCUAUUGCCAGCAAAGCCCAGCAAUGCGGCUUUGAUAUCGACGCUCUGAGACGUAAAUGGAAAGACGAGGAGCCCGAGUAG
Molecule: messenger RNA, 981 nt
Organism: Ustilaginoidea virens
Lineage: Eukaryota; Fungi; Ascomycota; Sordariomycetes; Hypocreales; Clavicipitaceae
Exons: 2
Coding region: 1-981 (326 amino acids)
Biological process (GO): oxaloacetate metabolic process
Molecular function (GO): magnesium ion binding; catalytic activity
Source: RefSeq, a predicted model, not a curated record